ACAUUGAGCAGAAUGGAAGUGCAGCGGGCGCUGAUCUUUGAGUGCUGACUGAUCACAAGUUGGGAAAUUGUGUCUGCAAGAGUUUGCGUCAGCAUAGAUAAGGGGAGGCAGGAGGCCAAAGUUCUGGGCAGGGCACACACAGAGUGGUGGAUGAGUAGCAGUGGGCGUAACCCGAGUGUCUCUUAUUCACUAUUCACAUUGUUCAGGUUCACAUUGGUCAUCUCACCUCCGCACUUGCAUUGUCUGCUCCAUAAACACUCUCCACUUGUAUCGUAACGGACGGUGCUGAGAUUGCUCUUUGAGUCUCCCACAGCGAUGGUGUAACGCAAGAGGCCUUACUGGAGUCAUUGUCCUGCGUUCAAAACGAUGUUUAAAAAAGCAAUGGAGCAGCUGAUCAGCCAGAUUGACUGUGGAGGCGAGCUGACGCCAGCCACCAGUGCGUACGAGUCGGAGAGGUUUAAGCCUCUGUGCCUGGUCCACAGGAGACGUGGUGGCCCAUUCUGGAGAAAGGCCCGGUACCGUGGCACAGAUUUCAAGCUGAAGCAGAUACUGGCUGAUGGAAGCAACUUACCGACUGUGCAGCAGAAUGAUUUCUCCUUCCAUUUCUCGGAGUCAUUGGACAUGAAAGGGUUUGCGAAGCUGAAUAACAACCCGUACAUUGCAAAAAACCUUUACGUAACCAUUCAGCUGGAAGGAGCAAAACAAGUUUCCAUCAGUGUCUCAGAUCUAAAUGAGAGCCUGGAAAACAGAAAAGUCGGGCAAUCUUGGGAGUUUGUUCAAAAAAAUUACUCAGGAGAUCUCUGUGUGGUGACUGAAGUAUUAAUGUCUGUGCAGCCCCUAAUGCUGAGGAAAGUUCAAAAGAGAGGAAUUGAACUUUACAUGACUUUACCCAGCAUCGUUUCGGUGGGUGGAGAAUACCAUGUUUCCGCCAAAAGCACUCUGUGCAUUCCUGAGGGCUCGGUCCUUGCCUACAGAGUGUGGGAUCUCGCCCUUACAAAAGAUGGCGAGCUGAGCCUGUCGAAGCCAAACAAAAGGAGCCAGCCACAGUCUUGGAUCUGCUGUGACAGCGCAGAUGUCAAUGGGGAGAUCUGCUAUAAGCUUCAAUGUCUCGACAAUGGGUUGAAGCAACGUCUCCUGGGCCUUGUGUGUCACAUCACUGAAGACUUUGAACUUCAUUCAAUUCUGAGUGACGUGUUGUCUGAUGCUUGUGCUGGAGUUGAUUAUUCACUCUCAGAACUAAACAAGCUGGAUAAAGAGGGAAGGGAAUGUGCAGAAAACCUCUUGGCCAUCUGGAGCGGGGACCAGUUGAAGAAUGCAGCCGAUGACUACCUUUGUAAGGCUGUCUCUUUUCUCUUAGCGUCUUUGGAAGAUCUGCCGCCAACAACGUUACCAGUGCUAAUUCAAAGUAUGAAGAUGCAGAUUUUGCCCCAGCAGCUCACCCUGGUCACCGGCAUCCUCAAGGAUCUUGAUCACAGCCAAGUGGACCAGGCGCUGAAGGUGGAGACAGGUAGUUUCACGGAGGAUGCGUUUGGAAUAACUGCGGAGAUGCUGACGGAUGUCGGGCUUCAUCUGGAGAGGGACAGUGUCCAGAAAACGAGGGAACCCAGUCUCUAUGAACUGUCUGUGGCCUUGUACUAUCUAAACGCACUGAGCAGCAACUGAGGGAAUGAAUGAAGGGGGUCCCAACACCCUGAUCUUGGAUUUAUUCCUGCUGAUCACAGCAUAUCUGUGUGUUUUUAUAUCCAUUUAUUAUGCUUUUCUUAUUUACCUUGAACAACCUAUGUGUCUCAUUGGUAAUAUUUUACCCAAAGCCACGUUGGAGGAAGGAACUACAGAUGCUGGUUUAAACCAAAGUUAGACACAAAAUGCUGGAGUAGCUCAGCGGGACAGGCAGCAUCUCUGGAGAGAAGAAAUGGGUGACGUUUCGGGUCGGGACCUUUCAUCAGACCUUCUUCUGUCGAAGGGUCUCCACCCGAACCAUCACCCAUUCCUAUGUACAAUCAGAAUCUCCUGGGUCAAAAUAGACUUUAAGACCUCCGACAAUUAUCAGAAAAGUCCCAAUUAGAAAAGGAAUGUACGGAAAACACAGACCUCACCGGCAACAACACUGAUUCAGUUUCUAUUUGGAUACCAAUUAUAUUUGCCACAGAAUACUGAUUUGCUCAUGACCUGCUCAUCAUUACCAAUUUGCAUAGUAUGACUCGACAUUUUAACCCCCCAUUAUUACUAAAAUAGCCAUGCAAAUUGGUUGUUUGUGGACAUUAAUAUUACAUCCUUCCAAUGUAUGUGUGUCAUUCUUGUGAUUAGGCCUUGAACGCUUUAAUUGAUUGUGAAAAUAAAGUUUAG
This is a messenger RNA of Leucoraja erinaceus (little skate), 2346 nucleotides long. Its product is annotated as gasdermin-A-like. The coding region runs from base 367 to 1662 and encodes 431 amino acids. The record is from RefSeq and is a predicted model, not a curated record. The transcript is spliced from 10 exons. NCBI's taxonomy places the organism in Eukaryota, Metazoa, Chordata, Chondrichthyes, Rajiformes, Rajidae.